UUAUUAUGGACUGCACCUGAAUUACUUAGAAUGGAAAACAAUCGUCCACCGGAAGGCACACAAAAAGCAGAUGUGUACUCUUUUGGCAUAAUUGUACAUGAGAUUACAACACGACAAGGACCGUUUUAUUUGGGUGAGACUGAAGACGAAAAAUCUCCACAAGAUAUUGUAGAAUUAGUUAAGGGCUAUCCAAUACUGACUUUACAACCAUUUCGUCCCUAUAUUGAUGAAUGUGAUAAUUAUUUAGAUAUUAAUGGCAUUAUGACAAAGUGCUGGUCAGAAGAUCCCAUUGAAAGACCAGACUUCAAUGCACUCAAAACUAUAGUUAGAAAAAUAAACAAGGAUAAUGAAACUGGUAAUAUCGUAGACAAUUUGCUAAAACGUAUGGAGCAAUAUGCAAAUAAUCUUGAAGAAUUAGUAGAGGAACGCACACAGGAUUAUUUAGAGCAAAAGAAAAAAUGUGAACAGCUACUUUAUCAACUUUUGCCGCAGAGUGUGGCAGCCCAAUUAAUAAGUGGUCAGCCGGUUGUAGCUGAAACCUUUGACCAGGUUACAAUAUAUUUCAGUGAUAUCGUUGGUUUCACAGCUAUAUCAGCGGAAAGUACACCCAUGCAAGUUGUACAAUUUCUAAAUGAUCUCUAUACCUGCUUCGAUUCUAUAGUUGAGAACUUCGAUGUGUACAAAGUGGAAACGAUAGGUGAUGCUUAUAUGGUUGUAUCAGGCUUACCAAUACGAAAUGGAAAUCAACAUGCGCGUGAGAUAGCACGAUUAGCACUAGCUCUAUUGGAAGCUGUGCAUAAUUUUAAAAUUCACCAUCGUCCCGAUGACAGACUUAAACUUAGAAUUGGUCUACAUACAGGUGCGUGCGUAGCUGGUGUGGUUGGCUUAAAAAUGCCACGUUAUUGCCUAUUCGGUGACACUGUAAACACUGCAUCGCGAAUGGAAUCAAAUGGUGAGGCAUUGAAAAUACACAUUAGCGAAAAAACAAAAUUGGCGCUUGAUGAAUUUGGUACGUUUAUUACUACGAAACGUGGUUUUGUACCAAUGAAAGGUAAAGGUGAAAUGUUAACAUAUUGGUUAGAAGGUGAAAUGACAAAACCAGACUUAACAUUGUCACCCAAUAAAAUGUUACUAUCCAGACGUUCAUCACUUAAACAACCACCACGUUAUGGAUUAACUAAAAUGCAUUCAGAGAUCUCAACAAUACCAUUGAUUCAACAACAACAAUCCAUAGAAUGUAAAAAUUCACCAAAUUUACGUGUUAAACGUAAAAUAUCAUCUUCCUCUCCAAAACUUAAUAGUAACGAUUGCAAGACUGAAGAUUUCUAUUAUUACUUAGAUGCGGCAAAACAGUCUCAGAAUGAAAGAUAUAAUCCGCUAAGUAGGAAACGCGAUAGCGCUGGCGCUGAAGACAUUUACAGUAGUCGUUCACUGCGAGAACCGACUAAAGAUUCCACAGAACUUGCAAAUUUUCGUCUACCGCUCUCUGGAGCUUUAAAAAACCACAACAACAAUUAUAGUACUAUUAGACACGAAAAUUCGAAUUCUAAUCUAAGCGGAAUAUUGCAUCCUUCGAGUAGAGUUAAACUUAAACAAUCACCGACGAUCUCAACGCUCAUGGCUAAUGCACGCGCAGAGUAUGAUAACUGCAGUCUCAGUAGUGCAAAUCGCAUAACAUUUUGUGUAAGAGAGGAUGCUUUCGAAGAUGUUGAAGAUGUUAAUGAUGAACACGAAGAUGAAAGCACACAAUUGCAUACAUUAAAUGACAAUUGCAAUACCAAUAAUGAUAAUUGCAAUACCAACAGCAGCAAAGCGCAUCUAUUGGAGGAAAACCAACCAUAUAGAAACAUUAGCCCAGCUAAUAAACUAUGUAAUAGUAAUAAUUUCAAUCAUAUUGUCAAAACGAAUAAUAUAAAAAACUAUAAACUUUUAUGCAGAAAUGCAUCGAAUUCUGACAAUGACAGAAGAGAUUCUCCUGUACUUAAUGGCGGAUCAAAUAAUGGAACUGUGAAUGGUGUCAUUAUAAAUGCUGUAACUCAACCAUUGUUAACAAAAAUUAAUUCAUAAUUUAUUAAAACCAUUAAUGUUUAAACUAUUAGCGAACAAUUUUAGUAUUAAGUUUAUUUUAUGGCUUAGAUGUGAUCGUAUAUAGAUUUAAGUUUCAAGAAAAAUUUGUUUCAGUGUAUUG
Messenger RNA from Teleopsis dalmanni, 2188 nucleotides. Its product is annotated as atrial natriuretic peptide receptor 2-like. The transcript has 3 exons. The record is from RefSeq and is a predicted model, not a curated record. The coding region runs from base 31 to 2067 and encodes 678 amino acids. Gene Ontology annotation, molecular function: protein kinase activity; guanylate cyclase activity; ATP binding. Lineage: Eukaryota; Metazoa; Arthropoda; Insecta; Diptera; Diopsidae. Gene Ontology annotation, biological process: receptor guanylyl cyclase signaling pathway; intracellular signal transduction; cGMP biosynthetic process.